Messenger RNA from Daldinia loculata, 5464 nucleotides. RefSeq names its product FH2-domain-containing protein. Gene Ontology annotation, molecular function: actin binding; small GTPase binding. The transcript is spliced from 2 exons. Bases 1 to 5208 code for a protein of 1735 amino acids. NCBI's taxonomy places the organism in Eukaryota, Fungi, Ascomycota, Sordariomycetes, Xylariales, Hypoxylaceae. The record is from RefSeq and is a predicted model, not a curated record. Gene Ontology annotation, cellular component: mating projection tip; cell division site. Gene Ontology annotation, biological process: actin filament bundle assembly; mitotic actomyosin contractile ring assembly; barbed-end actin filament capping.
AUGUCGUCCGGUGGUAAGGGCUUCUUCUCUAGGAGUAAACAUAGAAGUGAUAAGAGACACACUGGCAGCGAAGAAGGGCGAUUCCUCGGUUUGGAUAAUGAUUCCUCGUCGCGUACCUCUCGACAUGCUAGGGACUCGUCGAUAGUAUCGCUCGACCGUCCGAGCUCUCCCGAAACCGGCGUCAAUAACAACGCUGGUGUAAUUACUGCCAUCCCAUAUAACAGCACACAUGCCGACCAACGAAGUCCAAUACCCGUCGAAUACCUUCCUCGAGGCGAGCAGCCGCCCGUGCGCCGGGAUCUUCUACCCCAGCCCCAUCACUUGAAUAAAGGCACCGGUGACUUCCAUCAGUAUCCAUCUUUCGAUACGGCCUCGAUUGUGAGCGUUGCCAGUUCUCAGCACUCGGUUCAGCAGCGCCCCAGCACUGGUAACGGCGGGAAUGUCACAAUGGCAUCUACUGGUCGGCAGACUCAAUUCCAUCAGUGGGGACCAGCCUCGGGCGGUUCCCCAACGCCUCGUGCAAGCACAGCUUCUUCGAUGCAAAACAGCAGCUACAAUGAAAGGUGGGAUUCUCUACCAGGUUAUGGCAUGGCCGGCUUCGGCAGAACAUCUAGACAAAGCGACCAAUCCAGCGUAUUUUCAGCAGGUAAUGGAGUACCCCCUAACAGUUCCACGAAUAUGCGCUCAUCCAGAAUAGCACUGCCUAGUGCUACCUCCCAGAGUUCCAUUGCAUCGCUGCCCUCGAGUAGAGAUUCUCAUCGCCUAAUCAAACCUCCAGGGAACCCAGUAUUUCCACCUGGGAGUGGAGACGGGUUCCCACUCACCAGACCGGACGACGACAGGAUUACGGAACAGAUGUUCUAUGAGUUGAUGAAGAAGCGAGGUUGGCAUAAUCUUCCGGAACAAGCACGACGGCAAAUGCAGGCAUAUCCAUCAUCCAAAAAAUGGACACUCAUCUACCAGGAUCGCCUGACAGAACUACAAGGGGAGCAAAAGAGGAGGCAGCAGGCGGCGAAAACAGGAGUAUAUCCGACGUCAAAUUUUGACAUCGCCGCAGCCUCUGAUGAGGAGGGAUCUCCUGAAUGGUACGUGCGAAAGGUUAUGGAUAAUACCUUGGAUUUGAAAGGCUUAGGUAGCCUCGAGGUCAACUUGCGAACUCAGCAAAUCGGUUGGGUGAAGCGAUUCAUCGAAUGUCAAGGGCAGGUCGCUCUCACCAACGUUUUGUUGAAGCUCAACCGGAAAAGUGCUGUUGGACCUGCGGCCCCGUCCGACGUAAAAGCGAGCGACAAGAAUCUCGACAAGGAAUACGAUAUUCUAAAGUGCCUAAAGGCCCUACUAAACAACAAAUAUGGCGCUGACGAUGCGCUCGCCCAUCAGCAAGUGGUCGUGGCUCUCGUCACGUCGCUCAUAUCGCCGAGGCUCACUACACGAAAACUAGUCAGCGAUGUGUUAUCCUUUCUAUGCCACUGGGACGGGGGCGAGGGUCACAUCAAGGUGAUCCAGGCUAUGGAUGUAGUGAAGACCCAGCAGAACGAAAAUGGCCGCUUCGACUCCUGGAUGCGACUCGUCGAGGUCACUGUAGAUGGGCGAGGGAAGAUGGGUAGUCUCGUCGGGGCCAGCGAUGAAGUCCGCAGUGGCGGUAUCGGCAUGGAGAACCUCCUGAUGGAAUACGCGGUUGCAACGCUCAUCCUCGUCAAUUCGAUCAUCGAUGCGCCUGAGAAUGACCUACAGCUACGCAUGCAUAUCAGGGCGCAGUUCGGUGCUUGUGGGAUCAAGCGGAUUCUCACAAAGAUGGAGGCGUUCCAAUAUGACUUGAUAGACAAACAGGUCGAGCGGUUCCGGACAAACGAGGCUAUCGACUACGAGGAUAUGCUUGAGCGGGAGAAUAGUAGCAUGAAAGAUAGCGUCGAGGGCGAGGUUAAGGACCUCAACGAUCCGACCCAGAUCGUAGAUGCUAUUCAGCAACGACUCCAAGGCUCCAAGACGCAUGACUAUUUCAUAUCCGCAUUGCAACAUCUGCUUCUCAUCCGAGAUAAUGAUGGAGAAGAACGGUUGCGCAUGUUCCAGCUCGUCGACUCGAUGUUAAGCUAUGUGGCCAUGGACCGGCGUCUGCCGAACAUGGACCUCAAGCAAAGCUUGAACUUCACGGUUCAGAGUCUUUUAGAUAAGCUACAUACAGAUUCCGAAGCCCGGCAAGCCCUGGACGAGGCCUUGGAGUCUCGGCAGAUUGCCGACGCUGCCAUGGCAGAGCGGGAUGAGAUGAGAGCUCAGUUAGAACUCGGUGCGGAUGGUCUUGUUGCUAAGCUACAGAGACAAUUAGAAGAGCAAGCUCGCUUCAUCGAAGCCCAGAAGCGCCAGGCAGAUGGUCUUAAGGCCGAAAUCGAGAACAUGCAGACGGUGCGUGCUAAGGAAGCGCAGCGGUACGAGCUAGAAACGAGAGAACUGUAUCUUAUGCUUAGGGACGCCCAAGACGUAGCCGCCUCUCAGGCCGUCAAGGGCGUCUCUGGGAACAAGAUAGCCGAUGAGGAUCCUGCUCGAAUGCAAGGUAUUCUGGAUCGCGAAAAGCUUAUGGACCGACUUGCUAUGCAGCUCGAACGACAGAAGACCCAGUACAAACUCGAGGGUAGAGUCUGGGGCGAUGCUAUUGGUCCUUCAGACCGCUUGCGUGCGCUACGUGAGGAAAUGGAAGGCUAUGCAGAGAGCUACCCUGAAGCACCGGAAGGCACAGGACUCCCGCUGUCUGGCAUGCUUGGGACAGUCAACAGACAGACAAGGUUGUCCAGGAAGCCCGUCGGCUCGGCAGGACAACAUAUCUCUAGCGCUGACGAAGGUGACGACGACAUUGUAUACGAGAAGCCAAGAGUCGUCGAGAUUAGGAGGCCUGUCAUGGAUCCUAAGCAGGCUGCCAGCCUCAUGUCGGAGAUCCAAGCGAAGGGUAAGAGGGACGAUAUUAGCGACUCCGAAGAUGGCGCGACAACCAACCCAUCUCACCCAAGCCUUGAGUCACAGUCACCCAUCACCCCGAGCGAAGUUGAGCCGCCUAAGAUUCAAGUUAGCGACACGGCUGCCCCCCCUCCCCCUCCACCACCUCCGAUGCCAGGCCAACUUCCCGGAGCACCCCCGCCGCCUCCGCCUCCGCCUCCCCCUCCAUUGCCCGGUCAACUUCCGGGAUCCGCUCCUCCACCCCCGCCUCCGCCACCACCACCUCCCCCAAUGCCAGGAAUGCUAUCACCCUCCUCCGCAGGUGGCCCACCCCCUCCACCUCCGCCGCCUCCUAUGCCUGGGGCUGCCGGAGGAAUGCCCCCCCCUCCUCCGCCAAUGCCUGGUGCCAUGUCCGGUCACUUCCUCUCCGCGCAAAAUAACUUCGCACCAGGUCCCACAAUCGGCCUCCCUGUUGUCAGGCCGAAGAAGAAGCUCAAGGCCCUCCAUUGGGACAAGGUUGAUACUCCCGAAACCAGUCAUUGGGCAGCGCAUGCUCCUUCCGCAGAAGCAAGAGAAGAGAAGUAUGCCGAGCUUAGCAAGAAAGGUAUUCUGGAUGAAGUUGAGAAACUGUUCAUGGCCAAAGAGAUCAAAAAGCUUGGUGUUGGCACCUCUAAGAAAGAUGACAAGAAGCAAAUUAUCUCUAGCGACCUUCGGAAAGCUUACGAAAUUGCUUUUGCAAAGUUUUCACAGCUCUCUGUAGAAAAGAUCGUCCAGAUGAUCAUUCAAUGUGACAAGGAAAUACUUGACAAUCCUGUUGUCAUGGAUUUCCUCCAAAAGGACGAUUUGUGCAACAUUCCGGAUAACACAGCGAAACUCAUGGCGCCAUAUAGCAAGGAUUGGACUGGUCCGGAAGCCAGCAAGGAGAAUCGCGAACAGGAUCCAAACGAGCUUACCAGACAAGAUCAAAUUUACUUGUACACAGCUUUUGAGCUACAUCAUUACUGGAAGAGUAGAAUACGUGCGUUGGCCUUGACGAGGAGUUACGAAGCCGAUUACGACGAAAUUAACGAGAAGAUUCAUCACGUCGUAUCGGUAUCGGAGGCUCUAAGAGACUCCGUCUCUCUGAUGAACGUGCUUGGUUUGAUUCUCGAUAUUGGAAACUACAUGAACGACGCCAAUAAGCAAGCAAGAGGUUUCAAACUCAGCUCGCUUGCUCGUUUAGGAAUGGUGAAGGAUGACAAGAAUCAGUCAACACUUGCAGAUCUCGUCGAGCGUAUCGUUCGCAACCAGUACCCCGAGUGGGAGGGCUUCACGGGUGAUAUCCAAUCCGUCAUUACCGUUCAAAAGAUCAACAUUGAGCAGCUACAAGCAGACGCCAGGAGAUACGUGGAUAACAUUCGUAACAUACAGAUGUCACUAGACAGCGGCAACCUCAGCGACCCUAAGAAGUUCCAUCCUCAGGACCGUGUCUCGCAAGUCGUCCAGCGGUGUAUGAAGGAUGCUCGCCGAAAAGCAGAACAGAUGUCUUUGUACUUGGAAGAAAUGAUCCGUACAUACGAUGACAUCAUGGUCUUCUACGGUGAAGAUCCGAAGGACGAUAACGCCCGUCGCGACUUUUUCGCCAAGCUAGCUUCCUUCCUCCAGGAGUGGAAGAAGAGCAGAGACAAGAACGUACAAUACGAGGAGACGAGACGUAGGAACGAAGCUAGCAUGAAACGAAAACACGGUCAGCUCAGGGUCACAGGAGCUGUCGAGAGUGGCCCACCGUCGCCGGCCUCCGCCGGUGCGAUGGAUUCGCUUCUGGAAAAGUUGCGCGCUGCGGCACCGCAAACAAGGGAUCAAAGAGACCGAAGAAGGCGCGCACGUCUCAAGGAUCGUCACCAAGUUCGCAUCGCUUCGGGCCAGAAAAUACCAGACCUCAAUGAGACGCCAGAGGCCGAAACUAAUCCCAACAAGGAGAGUACCAAUGGUAUCGCAGAUUCCGAUAGUAACCCCCUUAGCCCGGAUUUCCCAUCUCCUAGCGAAGCUCCUUCAACGGCUGGAGAUGGAGAUGGGGAGGAUGGUUUGGCUCAGAGAGCUGCAAUGCUGUUACAAGACAUGAGAAGCGGUGAUGCAGCGGAUGAUAAUGAUCCGGAGAAGAGAGAUAGUUUGAGGAAAUCAGCGGCAGAAGAAAGGAGGGCUAGACGACGGCGGCUAAAGGGCGGCUCCGGUACCGCCGAAACGGACGAGGGUGCCAAAACACCUAUACCCGAAGAAACACCGGCAGAGGUUGCCGCAGAGGAAUGAAAGGACGGGAUGAAGAGCAGUGUCGAAUCGAAACCCCCGCUACUUCCAUCUAUCCAACCGAUAUAAUGUCUACAAUAUAUUACCCAGCCAACCAACCCCAGGGGAAUUGUGUCGGGAUCACCAACAAACGAAUUUUUGCGAAGCUAUUGUAGAGCAAUUCGAAACCAAGGCUCAUAUACGAGUGAAGCCCGGAUCGUAAACUUACUGUAUAAUUACUAGUUCUGAACCUUGGAUCGCUGAAUCAGCACCUCCGUUU